This is a messenger RNA of Anopheles marshallii, 510 nucleotides long. RefSeq lists its product as uncharacterized. Lineage: Eukaryota; Metazoa; Arthropoda; Insecta; Diptera; Culicidae. The record is from RefSeq and is a predicted model, not a curated record. The coding region runs from base 1 to 510 and encodes 169 amino acids. The transcript has a single exon.
AUGAGACGGUUUCGCACGCAACCCGCCACGCUACUGCUGCUGCUUCUAGUGGUAGCCAUUGUUUCGCACAGUACAGCACAGCAGCAGCUCACCUACAGGAAGUACAUUCGCACACGCAAACCAUCGCAACCGGCCGAACUGCACGUAGAAGAGGUGCUAGAGGUGUUUCGUACCGAUGAGAAACCUUCGCUCUACGGUGUCAGUAAUGCGCUGGUGAAUCACUUCCUUGCCAAACAGUUGUUGCACCCUACCAGAACGGCUGCUACCGACCGUACCAGUACGGUACCGACGUUAGCGACCACACCGACAACUGCACCGGACACGACCACAGGACCCACCACCUAUCCAACGCCGGUUUACGAGAAUGAAUAUCCGUUGUACAAGUAUCUAUUUCGUCCAUCAAUCACUGUUACCAAAUAUGGCGGCUAUCCGGACGCUAGUACCAUCCUCAUCAAGGAGGCCGACCCGAUGAUAACGCACACAGCUUCGGACGAGCCAGCGUUACGUUGA